Molecule: messenger RNA, 1356 nt
Organism: Misgurnus anguillicaudatus (oriental weatherfish)
Lineage: Eukaryota; Metazoa; Chordata; Actinopteri; Cypriniformes; Cobitidae
Source: RefSeq, a predicted model, not a curated record
AUUAUCCGAAAUAUUUUUUAAACUGAAAAUGGAUGAAAGAUUAGUCCGCUUGGAUAGGUCCAGUGCAUAGUCUCCCAGUAGGCUAGUCAAUGUCAUGUGAUUUUGGCGUCAUCCAGUUCACCCCAUAUCGCCAAUGAAACUGAGUAAAAACAUAACCACUGGUUUCUGUCAGCGCGCAGUGUUGCACUAUGUUGUUUGGUUUGGUCCAUGAGGAAACUGUUUUGGAAGUAUGAGCAAAGAGGAUGUGAUAUGCCGACCGGCCUCUUUAAAAUUUACCAUCGAUAACAUUCUUAAUAAAGAUGUAUUUAACAUAAAUUCCGCAAAAUCGCAACCUGCAUGGGACUUCACUUAUCAAUGCAAAAAGGAAAGGAGGCAUCAUUCACCACACAAAACAUCCAACGAAUCAGUGCAGCACAUCGCGUGUGCUUUCGAGGCAGUUGAACAAGAUGAUGCUCAGAGAGUGUUUGCCAUGUGUCCAAAACUGGAAAGACUCAGUAGCGCAGAGGAGCAAUGCGAACAGAAAACCGCAAAGACACCCAAACCAAUAACAAAGAAGAAAACACGUACGAUUUUCUCCAAAAGACAAAUAUUUCAAUUGGAAUCUACAUUUGACAUGAAAAAAUACCUCAGCAGCGCCGAGCGCGCCUGUCUCGCCAACUCUCUUCAGCUCACAGAGACGCAAGUGAAAAUAUGGUUUCAAAACCGUCGAAAUAAAUUGAAGCGACAAUUAUCUACGGACUGUGAUGGAUCAUGUUCACCUGAAGAUAUGUCAUCUGAACCUCCAAAGACACUGCAGAUACCCAGUUUAUACAGAGAGAGUGUUGGGAACACUUUAUGGAAAGGGUGCUUGAUGCCUUUUCCUUUAAUGUAUCCUGGAAACAUUUCUUCUUACUUGUACCUUUCUAAUACAAGUAACUAUUUCAGGAUUUUCGAUGGAGAUGUGUAAUUUUUCUUGAAACACUCUGGGACCCCGACAAAACUCUUUAAGUUUUUAAGCCAUGUGAAUUCAAAGAACUUUCUAAAUUUCUGAUCUCUGUCCUGGUUUAAAGAAAUAAAGUUUCGAACACAUUUUUCGAACAAUAAUAAAAAUGAUAAUAAUAAAAGAAUUAGACUGAUGAAUUUCUCUUCAGGUUAAUAAUUUUCAAAAUUUGAAACCCAAACUUGAGUUGAUGUCAUGUGCUCUGUCAGAGAAACCAAAUAACCAAUAUUUUUUUUAUGUUUUAACAUUAUGAGUACGUUAUAUCAACAUGGAGUUUUACAUGUGGAAAUUGCAUAUCUUGUAAAAUGUAUGAUCUACUGAUAUUGUAUCUUUUUUAUUUAAACACGGAUAAAACACGACUCUUUUUUUAUAACUUU